CAUAGCACGCACUACAUUCUGUUUUGUUAUGGUGGUUUCUCGUGUCUUGGAGGCAGAGUACUAGAAAGUCGCUGAAAUGACUCAGUUUCUACCGCCAAAUCUUUUGGCGUUAUUUGCGCCGAGAGACCCUGUCCCGUACUUACCACCCACAGAUAAAUUGCCCCACGAAAAAGCAGCAGGAACGUACACUGGCGUCGGGCAGUAUCUCAGCCUCUUCGAAGAUCCGAAGGACACCCCUCCUCCCACCCGGGUUGAGACUCGCGAAGAAAGACUAGAGAGAAAGCGAAGAGAAAAGGCAGAGCAAGUCGCCUACAAGUUAGAGCAAGAUAUUGCGUUAUGGGACCCAGCCAACAACCCAUCGGGCACUAUGGAUCCGUUCAAAACCCUAUUUGUGGCCAGAGUGAAUUACGACACGUCUGAGUCAAAGUUAAGAAGAGAAUUUGAGGGAUAUGGACCUAUCAAGAAGAUCGUCAUCGUCCACAACAAGAUCACGGGGAAGCCACGGGGAUACGCAUUCGUAGAGUAUGAGCAUGAACGGGAUAUGCACGCUGCUUACAAGCACGCAGACGGGAAAAAGAUCGAUGGACGGAGGGUUCUCGUGGACGUGGAAAGGGGUCGCACCGUGAAAGGAUGGUUGCCCAGGCGACUAGGUGGUGGUCUUGGAGGCACACGGAGAGGAGGUCCAGAUGUGAACACCAAGCACUCCGGUCGUGAGGACUCCAGAAUGGAAGAUCGUUACAUGGAACGUGAUGUGGGACCGAGAGCAGACAGAGAUGAACGAAUGCCGCGUGACCGAGGCGAUCGCGAACGCCGAAGGAGCCGCAGCCGAGACAGAGGCGAUAGGGACAGGGAGCGCGAUCGAGAAAGGAGGCGUCGUUCAAGAAGCAAAGAUCGGCGACGUGACCGCCGCAGGGAGCGAUCUCGGGAGCGUGGUGCCGGCGAUGAGGGCACGCUACCCAUUGACGGGGAGCGGCCAGAGAAGAGGCGGCGUAGCCGCAGCAGGGAUCGCAAACGCCGCAGGAGCCGCAGUAGGAGCAGGGAGCACAAACGUAGGUCCGACAGGGGCGACCGCAGGUCGGAGAGGAAUGGCGAUCGUCUGGACAUCAAGCAGGAGACUCCAACUGGCGAGGAUUAUGACGCCACGCCCUUUGGUAACUACAGCGAAGACAACAGCCAAAGCAUGGACGCAAAUCACCAACCCAUGUACACCUCCUCCUAUAUCAAAGCAGAACCUGAUGAGUACAACUGAAAUGAACUUUCCCCAUUGUCUCUCAUUGUUGUGGAUUCUGUCUGGUAAUAUUGCAGGCAAAAAACUUUAGCGAGGGUUGGAUAUUUGCUCAAGAAAAACGGAUGCUGGAUUCUCUGCUGUUUCAGUUUUAUUUUCCUAAAUUGCACUCUUUUUGUCUUUUGAUUGGGCCUCGCGUGCUUAAGCUAGCGCUAUUCCCUGGGGGAGUUUUAGCUUUUUACUGUGCUCAUUUGUUUAGGGUGUGUAAUGUUUGGUAAGGCGAAACUUGGGUUGAAGUGAAGGUUGAGACGAGAUUAAGCGUUGAGGCAAAAUUUGAGAGCUGGUCUCUGUACGAACAGUUGUACUGAAAUCUUAUUGUGGUAAGUUUCAUAAGGUAUGUGUUGCUGCCAGAGAGUAAGAUGUCGCUUGCAUUCAUAGGACAAAGGUUCAAUAAAACACAGUCACCCAG
Messenger RNA from Ornithodoros turicata, 1694 nucleotides. RefSeq names its product U1 small nuclear ribonucleoprotein 70 kDa-like. NCBI's taxonomy places the organism in Eukaryota, Metazoa, Arthropoda, Arachnida, Ixodida, Argasidae. The transcript is spliced from 10 exons. Gene Ontology annotation, cellular component: U1 snRNP; precatalytic spliceosome; U2-type prespliceosome. Gene Ontology annotation, molecular function: U1 snRNA binding; mRNA binding. The coding region runs from base 77 to 1249 and encodes 390 amino acids. The record is from RefSeq and is a predicted model, not a curated record. Gene Ontology annotation, biological process: mRNA splicing, via spliceosome.